Messenger RNA from Trichoderma atroviride IMI 206040, 636 nucleotides. The record is from RefSeq and is a predicted model, not a curated record. Lineage: Eukaryota; Fungi; Ascomycota; Sordariomycetes; Hypocreales; Hypocreaceae.
AUGCCAGGAUUUACUGAACAGGAACGAGGUGCUACAUCGUACAUGGCAGUACGAGUGGAUGCAGCUAGAAAAAGCUUUUGGGCCAGGGUGAAGCUGUCAUGGUUGCUUCGCUCUCCAUCCUCUAUUGGGGGACCUAGCCUGCAUCGGGGACCUGAAAGCAAAAGCGAUACUAUCGCACCAUGCAAAGUACAAGCCGCAGAUCAAAGCCCCCAUGCGAGCACUGAGGAUAUCCUCUUCAUGGCCAGGGAAGAUCAAAGUCUCUGCGGCCAUGAUCUGUUGACAGCAGUCUGCCGAGCAAUGAGUACAGGCGGUGGUCUGUACCACAAGUACGAGUACACGGCCCAGUGUAGCCACACGGCGUCAGUCGUGGUACCUGCUCUGUACGAUGAUGCCCGCGAGCUGCCGGUCCAAGCAGGCACCCACAGCAACUUGCGGGUCGAGCAUUUGACAAGCAGGGCUCGGAUGGAAUCAGCGCAGCCAAUCGCGGGCGCUGGCCACGCCUGCAACGCUCCGCUGCGGGACCCAAGUCCGCACGUUUCGACCGAUCUCGAGGAGCGCAGCGCAGAAACGACUUCCUUCUCUAGCCUUUUUGUCGACGCUGGCCUUUUGUGGCUGCCUGGCAACCUGGGUGAGUGA